Prunus mume (Japanese apricot) is the source of this 1720-nucleotide messenger RNA. It is a transcript of the gene FMA, whose product is annotated as basic helix-loop-helix (bHLH) DNA-binding superfamily protein. NCBI's taxonomy places the organism in Eukaryota, Viridiplantae, Streptophyta, Magnoliopsida, Rosales, Rosaceae. Gene Ontology annotation, biological process: guard cell differentiation; positive regulation of DNA-templated transcription; stomatal complex development. The record is from RefSeq and is a predicted model, not a curated record. Gene Ontology annotation, molecular function: DNA-binding transcription factor activity; protein dimerization activity. Gene Ontology annotation, cellular component: nucleus.
AAUUGCAAGAUCCUUUCCUCCAAUCUCUAACAAAAGGUAUAGGACCAAAGCUGUCCUAGUUUCCACUAGGGUAAUUUGUCCUUGCUUCAAUUUAGCUCCACCCCCGGGCCUAGGGUUUUCCACUAAAGUUGUACUCGUUGUCCUCCUCUUCAUCAUAUACUAUAUAUUCUGUACAUAUGGAGAAGGAAGAGAACAACUACUCGGCUUUUAUGCCGCCUGGUAACUUUAACAACCUGGAUUACACCCUAGAUCAUCAUCAUGAUGAAGAUCAGCAGAUGAUGAAGUCUCGCGUCGACGAGACUCCAAGUGAGAACAACAACGGAAUGGUCAAUUACUUGAUGAACAAUCACCAUCAACUACAACAACAGCAACAACAAAUGAGCACACAACUAGCUCCAGCUGGGUUUUGUGGUUCAACAAGUACUUCUUUUGAUAAGCUGAGCUUCGCCGACGUGAUGCAGUUUGCGGAUUUUGGACCCAAGUUGGGCUUAAACCAAACCAAGAUUUCAGAAGAAGAACCCUCCGGAGUGGACCCUGUUUACUUCCUCAAGUUUCCGGUGUUGAACGACAAGUUCGACAACGAUGUCAUGGUUCCACAAGCUGAAGAGAGAUUUACAGGGUUGGGUGAAGAAGGCAAGACAAAGUCAAUGGAAGAAGAUCAAGAUGAGGAGGCUCGGGUUUCGGGUAGUAAUUCGGUGCAGCAGCUCCAAUUUCUUGGAGAAGAUCUUGAAAACAACCCUAGAGGAGGAGUAGAACCGGAGCCUGCAGCCAAGAACAAAAGAAAAAGACCAAGAACUACCAAGACGACUCAAGAAGUCGAAAGCCAGCGGAUGACUCACAUCGCCGUGGAAAGAAACCGCAGGAAGCAAAUGAAUGAGCAUCUUCGUGUGCUCCGGUCCCUCAUGCCUGGCUCAUAUGUACAACGAGGGGAUCAAGCUUCUAUCAUUGGAGGAGCCAUAGAGUUUGUGAGAGAAUUAGAGCAGUUGCUUCAGUGCUUGGAAUCACAAAAGCGGAGAAGGCUCUUAGGCGAAGCUCCAAGACAUGAGGUGGGAGAAUCUGCCGGAGCGAUGGCUAUGGCGGUGAUGCCUGCAGUGCAGGCAGCUCAAGGCGGCAGCGGGGGACCAUUGAUCUUUCCGGCUGCUAAUCUCCCCGUGAAUCCAAAUGAUCCAAUCAAGUUCGUGGAUUUCGAAACGGGGCUUCGAGAAGAAACGGCUGAGAACAAGUCGUGCUUUGCUGAUGUUGAGGUGAAGGUUUUAGGGUUUGAUGCGAUGAUCAAGAUUUUGUCUCAAAGGAGACCAGGGCAGCUCAUUAAGGCCAUUGCUGCGCUUGAGGAUUUGCAGCUUAACAUUCUUCACACUAACAUCACCACCAUCGAACAAACUGUUCUAUAUUCCUUUAAUGUCAAGGUUGAGAGUGAAUCGAGGUUCACGGCUGAAGAUAUAGCAACCUCAGUUCAGCAGAUAUUCAGUUUUAUUCAUGCAAACACCGCCAGCAUGUGAUGAUGAUGGUGGAACUUGAAUCUUAUGACCACAGCCUUUUCUUUUGGAUUCUGAUCUAUUUAUAUUUAUUGUUUAUGAAAAAGAGAAAAAGAAAUUAAUGAGCUAGCAGUGUGGUCUCUGGUAUAACAGCAGUUGAACCCGCAGAUUACUAGCUAGAUUCCUUUGUCCUAAAUAAGUAACAUAACAUGUAUUUCCUCUUCCAGAUUGAUAUUAAAGGCAUG